Paramormyrops kingsleyae is the source of this 3474-nucleotide messenger RNA. It is a transcript of the gene tbk1, whose product is annotated as TANK-binding kinase 1. Gene Ontology annotation, molecular function: protein serine/threonine kinase activity; ATP binding. NCBI's taxonomy places the organism in Eukaryota, Metazoa, Chordata, Actinopteri, Osteoglossiformes, Mormyridae. Gene Ontology annotation, cellular component: cytoplasm. Gene Ontology annotation, biological process: peptidyl-serine phosphorylation. The record is from RefSeq and is a predicted model, not a curated record.
GAAUGAUGUCUCACAGUUCUGUUGAUGCCUUUCCGGUCACGUGUGUGGCCCCAUGACCACAUGAUGUCAUAGCAGGAAAGGGAAGAGGGUCAGCUUUGGGCACUUUCGGUAAUAUUUCGUUUCGAUUCCUGCUCACUCGGAAUAACCUACCCUGGAAGAGGCACUGCCGUUUUACCCGAUCACUCUGGCAGGCUGAAUUCCCACUGCCCAGCGACUCUUAAAACUCAGCAAAAAAAGUGAACGCUGCUCGCAGCGCAGGUAGAGCAAUCAUGCAGAGCACGAACAACUACCUGUGGCUCAUCUCGGACCUCCUGGGCCAGGGAGCGACUGCCAACGUGUACCGGGGGAGGCAUAAGAAAACAGGAGAUCUGUAUGCCGUCAAGGUGUUCAACAACCUGAGCUUCCUACGCCCCCUGGAUGUGCAGAUGAGGGAGUUUGAGGUGCUGAAGAAGCUCAACCACAAGAACAUCGUCAAGCUGUUUGCUGUAGAAGAGGAGACCAACACGCGCCACAAGGUGCUGGUCAUGGAGUAUUGUCCAUGUGGCAGCCUGUACACCGUGUUGGAGGAGUCAUCCAAUGCGUACGGCCUUCCGGAAGACGAGUUCCUCAUCGUCCUGCAUGACGUGGUGGCGGGUAUGAACCACCUUCGGGAGUAUGGCAUCGUUCACCGUGACAUCAAGCCGGGCAACAUCAUGAGGAUGAUCGGAGAGGACGGUCGUUCCGUUUACAAGCUGACGGACUUCGGGGCGGCCCGUGAGCUUGAUGACGAUGAGCAGUUUGUCUCCCUCUAUGGGACAGAGGAGUACCUGCACCCGGACAUGUACGAGCGGGCCGUACUCAGGAAGGACCACCAGAAGAAAUAUGGUGCCACCGUGGACCUGUGGAGCAUUGGAGUGACCUUCUACCAUGCUGCCACAGGCAGCCUACCCUUCAGGCCCUUCGAGGGGCCACGCAGGAACAAGGAAGUGAUGUACAAGAUCAUCACGGAAAAGCCUCCUGGUGCGAUUUCUGGGCUGCAGAAGUUUGAGAAUGGCAAGAUCGAGUGGAGCUCAGAGAUGCCUGUGUCCUGCAGUCUGUCCAAGGGCCUGCAGAGCCUUCUCACCCCUGUUCUGGCCAACAUCCUGGAGGCGGACCAGGAGAAGUGCUGGGGCUUCGACCAGUUCUUCGCCGAGACCAGUGACAUCCUGCACCGGCAGGUGGUCUACGUGUUCAGCCUGCAGCAGGCCACGCUGCACCACGUCUACAUCCACGAGUACAACACGGCAACGCACUUCCAGGAGUUGCUCUUCCGUAGGACCAACAUCGCGCAUGCCAACCAGGAGCUGAUAUACGAGGGUCGCCACCUCAUGCUGGACCCGAACCGACAGGCACAGAGCUUCCCUUGCACCACCCAGGACAAUCCCAUCAUGCUGCUAAGCCGCGAGCUGGUGGGCACCAUCGGGCUGCUCUUCGAGGACCCGAGCCCCCCAAAAGUGCAGCCUCGCUACGACCUGGAUCUGGAUGCCAGCUACGCUAAGACCUUCGCCGGUGAUGUAGGCUACCUCUGGAAGACUGCAGGCCAACUUCUGCUCUACCAGGAGCUGAUGCGGAAGGGAGUCCGUGGCCUCAUUGAGCUUAUGAAGGAUGAUUACAAUGAGACGGUGCACAAGAAGGCCGAGGUGAUCCACAUGUGCAGCUACUCUACACAGACACUGGAGAAGACGGAGCAGCUGUGUGACGUUUUGACUCAGGCGAACUUGCUGACGUCCGAGUGGAGCGAGGUCUCUGAGAUGCGCAAGAAGGUAAUCCGGCUCUCUAGCUCCCUGGCCUCCGUGGAGCAGACUCUGCAGGAAGUUAAGAAGAUGUUUGCACCCAACAGUCUCCUGACUGAUGUGUGGACUCAGCAAGUGGGGACCCACCCUGAGGACAGAAAUGUGGAGAAGAUUAAAGUACUCCUUGACUACAUCACCGCCAUCUACCAGCAGUUCAAGAAGGACAAAGCUGAGCGGCGCCUGCCCUACAAUGAAGAGCAGAUUCACAAGUUUGAUAAGCAGAAGCUGAUCUUCCAUGCCUCCAAAGCCCGCUCCCUGUUCACCGACGAGUGUGCCAAGAAAUACCGCCAGUUCAUCUCCACUGGUGACGACUGGAUGAGGAAAGUGCAUCAUGUCAGGAAGCAGCUGCUAAAUCUGACCAACCAGCUGAUCACCAUUGAGCAGGAAGUGUCUGUACUGGUCCAGCGAGUUUAUAAAUUACUGGAGCAACUUCCCCAGAAGAUCAUGCCAGUGGCAUCGGGUGCGAUCAAGCCCCAGAUGUACCUGAACCAGAACACGCUGGUGGAGAUGACACUCGGGAUGAAGAAGCUGAAGGAGGAGAUGGAGGGUGUGGUAAAGGAGCUGACAGAGAACAACCACUUUCUGGAGAGAUUUGGCUCCCUGACGCUGGAUGGGGGCCUAAGGAACGUGGACCGUAUCUAAGCCCCACGGACUGUGAGUUGGAGAACUGUAAGCACAGGACCACGUCCCCGGGUUCUCAUAUGAAGUCGGCCAUGUCGUCAUGUCUCUCCAUGUACAUAGACUGUAAAUAACCUGAAAAUAUUUAGGUUCCUCGUAUUUAAUUUUCUAUCUGCUGACCUUUUGCCCAAGCUCUCGUCCCUUAGCUCUGAGUAAAUAGUGUAGGUUUCAGCUGGCAGCACUGAUGUUCUGGCCGCGUUCGCAAUAGAUCACAGCCAGAUUUAUGCUCUAGUAGCUAGUUUGCGGACACACUUCGAGCCAGUGCGCUGUGAAGAAGCUGUUGAUUGGACUCCUGUCAGUGCUUUCGCUGGUGAACAUGUGGACUGGUGUAACUCAGGGCCAAAAGGCAGCAACAUAUUGAUGUAAAAUACACACUCUAGAUGCAUUUGGAGGUAUUAUGUUACUCUCUGAAGUACUGUGUGUUUUAGUCACAUCCUGUCUAUAAGAAAAGCCACCAAAAUGAUCACCUGGUUGAGUUAUGAUUUCCUAAUAUAAAAGGUGUUUUGCAUUAGAUAUUAAUGCAUUAAUGGAAUAUAUGUUUGCAUUAAGGAUAUGUUUAGUUGAAUACUAAUCAACCUGGUGUAUAGCAUUUUUCCCCUGAGAAAUUGCGUCUGAAGGCUGAUGAGGGGCCUCUUGUUGACCCUGUCCGUCAGGUCACCUGAUCAGGUUGUUCCUUCCUCCUCCCUUUUUUUGAUUGGUCCACAGCUGAUUUACCCCACACCCCCAGGCAGUUUCAUGGACUGCUUGUUGAGGGCUGUGUUUGGGAGCCGAAAUAGCAGAAUGGCUGCAGAAACCUCCCAGCCCUAAGCCAAACUCCAUUUUCACAUGUACAAAUCAAGUGCCUGUAAAAUUAUUGCAAAUUGUCAAGACAUGUUAACCUAAAAGCACUUUCCUUAAAUCAGACCUGUGAGACCUUCUUACAGCUUAGUAUGGAACAUGUAUCUAAAUGUCUUUUUCCCAAUAAAUACUUAAUUUUUGACUAUUA